AUGGCUUUCUUAAAAAAAAUAAAAAAAAAAUAGGUACAAAAUAAAUUUUCAACAGAGAAGAAAGAAACCAAACACAUCCACCCCCACACUUGUCCAGUCUCAUUGGCUCUGCCAUGGAUUCCACUCAACUUUAUCGUCUGGGCUUCGAUUCAAUUUUUAGUUAAUAGUCAAUCCACUUGUUCCACCUUUCAACUUAUUCUUCAGGAUUCAGUAAUAAUCUCCUUUUGAUCAAUGUAAUGGUCAUAUUGUCCGCUGUGUACUUUCACGAAGUUCAGGGUAGCUUUGUGAGCAACCAUGGCUACUUUGUUUCUAAUUUCGAAGCACUUCUGUUCCCAUGUUGUACCUGGUGUCAGCCAAUUGUUUCAUGCUCAUGUUCUUCCCCGUCUCCGUGCUUUUUCCAUUCUAUAUUUGUCCAUAGUCCUUGGGCUUGCGUACUUGGCUAUGAUCUUCUUUAGUUAUAGAAGGUUUCAAGCGUUGAAGGACCAGUACAAGUGGCUUAGAUUGGAAUGGAAGUUUUUUAAUGCUCUCAUAAAAGAUGUGAAAUACGUUUCGGAUUUGGGGAAGAAAGUAGAUGAGAGAGCCCAUCAACUUUGGGAUUCACAACUGAGACCGGGAGCGAUAGUACAACUAAGUGAUGUUGAGAAAGAAUGGGUACGUUCAAUCGAAACCUCGGUCGGCAAGGCAAAGAGACGCUGUGACACCUAUGAGAGCCUGAGUCGAAGAAGACAAUUUCUGAGGUGGGUUUACUCCGUUUUAAUGGAUUUCAGAAAAUUUCGUCCCCUCGAAAAUGAAAUAGAAGCGAUCAACGAUGACUUGGUUGAUCAUCUUUUCUCGAAAUGUAGAAAGAUAUAUGGAGCACUAGAGUGGUCAAGGUCUAAUGUCAGAAGCCUACAGGACAGACCCAUUGUGGAAAAAUACCCUUAUUAUUAUAAUCGAGCUGUGCCACCAACUCACUCUGUUGAAGAGAAAUUGAAGGACCUAAUCAAUGGUAAGCCAGAUGUAGUGAGUGACAGUAAAGAGGACAUACGGUACCGCAUCGAGUUUCCGGUGAAGCUACUGCUUGCUUUCCUGGAAGAUUUAUAUGGGCUUAGAAUGGAAACUAAAACGGAGAAGGCCUGGGUUGAGCUUGUGGAGGAGACCAUACUCGAACUACAACAAGACUUGGAUGGCAUAAUCCAAAUAGCUAAUCGAAUGAACUGGAUUUUCUACAUCGGUAAUUGGAUAGCAAGGCGUAAGCUCAAGAAGAAGUAUCGGUUGUAUGCCGGAAUGCUCUCUGCUCUCAUUAUGCAUAAGAGCGUAUGUGAUUUCAAAUUUAUUAGAAGAGAUGUAUUAAAAUCUGUCCAUCGGUCCCCAGAACAACAAAAGUUUCCAUUUCAGUUUCAGACCACAACUGAUGACGACGAUAUUUCUUCUCUUCUAAACAACUUUAACAAUCAGCUCAAGCAGGGGUCAGACAUGGAUGAGUUCACACAACUAUACAAGACUUUCGAAAGACUAAACAAACUUCUCAUGGAUUCAAAAGCAGUUGAAGGCAUAAAGCAUUCAAGAAUGGCCUGGACAGAUCAACUGAAGAUAAUUAUUAAAGAUGCAGAAAAAUCUUUGAAAUCAUAUGGAGAAAGUUCACGCUCGGAAUGGGGUGAAAAUCAAAACAAGACAGAGCCUCAGUCAAAGUCCAAAGAAAUUGGUCGAUUCAACAUGGGUCUCAGACUUCUUGGGAGAUGCAUAAUGAUGCUUCGCACUGAACCAGGGGAAGAGAGAAACUCGGUAGUUGGCAUGGAUGAAGACGUACAUGAAGUAAUCUCAAGACUGAUCACCAACAGUGAGAAUUGCUCCACGCAUUUUAUUGUGGGGAUGAGGGGCAUCGGUAAGACAACACUGGCGCAGUGGGUUUAUCAACAUACAACUAUUCAGAACCAUUUUAAAUUCAGAUACUGGGUGUCUCUAACUGAUCACGGAGAUGAGGAAAAGAAUGCACUCCGGAAGAAAUUAGGACAAGAACUCAUGCAUCCAUCAGUGACUAAUAAGGAAAAGGAGGAAGGGACUUACAAGGAAGAGAAUGAUAUAGAGGAAGAGACUAAUAGGGAAGCAAAGGAAAAGGAUUACUCAUUCAAGGAGAUUAAUGAUUUCUUGAAGGCUAAGAAGUACCUUAUUGUUCUGGACAACAUAUCGUCAGUAGAAACCUUGAAGAGUCUAAAAGCAGCAUUUCCGGAAAGCACAAAUGGGAGCAGAAUUGUGAUCACCACACGACACAAGAGUGUAGCUUCAAAUGAUGAGAACUCCAAGCAACUUCGACUACGAACCAAAGAUGAAAGCUUAAGUUUGUUUCAACAGAUGGUGCACCUUCCGUCGGAUACUUCUGACCAGCCUGAACUCUCAGAAGCAGAAGCACAAAAAGUGAAUACACUCGCACGUAAAGUAGUAGGAAGAUGUGGGGGUCUGCCACUUUCAAUCUUACGUCUUGGGUAUCUAUUGUCUGGGAUGAAGAAUGUGACUUACGAGCAGUUGUCAAGGGUGCUUGAGCAUAUCGAUCAUAACCAAACACCAUGGUCGGAAAUAGUGGAAUUUAAUGAAAAAGAUUUGGCUCCGCAUCUAAAGAAAUGCCUUUCAUACUUUGGACUCUUCCCCAGGGACUCUGAAACUUCAACAAGGAGAUUAGUUGCUUUGUGGGUGGCGGAAGGAUUGGUACAACAAACAGCUGCUGAGCAAGAGCCUCUUGAAUCAGUUGCAAAAAGGUAUUUGGAUGAAUUAAUAAGCCGCAACUUGAUACAAGAAGUGGAAAGAAAGCCUAACGGGAAGGUCAAGACAUGUGGCUUCCCUAGCGCUCUGCGAGAUUUAUGGUUGCGAAAAUUUCCAAUUUCAACCUUAGAUGGGCGUCUUAAUUAUAAUACUGAUGAAAAUGAUGCCUGUUCUACCUCUAGUCGUGGUAGCAGCAGAAACUUACAAAAUUUAUUGCGAAGUUGCAGAAAUCCCCGCUCCAUUCUCUUCUUUGAUACUCGAGAAGGAAAUAAACCUGGAGAAGAGAUAGGUAACUUCCUUUCUAUGGGCAUUGCAAGUGGGCAUCUCUUACAAUUACAAGUCCUUGAUCUUGAACAUGUAUUCCGACCUAAUUUGCCAAAAAAUAUAGGGGAAUUAGUUAAAUUAAUAUAUCUAGGGUUAAGGUGGACUUACCUAGAGGAAAUUCCAUCAUCAAUUGGCAACUUACUCGACCUCCAAACUCUAGAUGUGAGGCAUACUGAUAUCCGUAGUCUUCCUAAAUCAGUAUGGAAAUUGAAGAAACUUCGGCAUCUAUGGAUGAACCAGAUUUAUCGAAGCCACAUUAAGCAUCAACGUGGGAAUUCUUUGCAAAAUCUUCACACACUGAGAGGUGCAUUUAUAGAUAAUGAGAGUCUGAAAGCUGGCCUUGGCAAGUUGACCAACCUUAGAAAAUUAGAACUAGCAUUCCAGUUGAACCUGUCAGAGCAAACUUCAUUAGCAAAGAGUCUUUUGGAACUGAAGAAACUUCAAGCUUUGAAAUUGAAAUCAAUUGAUGAAAUGAGCCGGCCUCAAGAUCUAAAGGCGACGUUCUUGUCUGACCUUGAAAAUCUUUCCAACCUAUAUUUGUUUGGAAAAUUAGAAAAGACAUCCAUUAAUGGACUCCCACAAAGCCUGUCGGACCUUACCUUAUCUGCCUCUAGGCUUUCAGAUGAUCCAAUGCCAGAGUUAGAAAAACUUCGCAAUCUAAAAUGUCUCAGUUUGUACGCCGGUUCUUAUAUUGGGAAAAGCAUGUCAUGCUCAAAGGGAGGCUUUCUCCGGCUUCAAGUUCUGAACUUCUUGAUGCUUAAGGAACUGGAAGAAUGGAAUGUGGUGGAAGAAGCAAUGCCGAACCUCAAGAAGUUGGAGAUUCGUUCCUGCUACAGUUUGAAGGUACCAAAUGGGUUGAGACAUCUCAAGACUCUUGGUGAAUUGAAGUUAAAGCGUAUGUUAGUAGAAUUCACAUCAGAAAUCGAGGAAACCAAGGAGAAAAUUUGGGCCGACUUUGCUAUCUCUCCGGCCAUAAUUAUUGAUGAGCCGUUGUCAAUGCCAAAUGGAGCUUAAGAUUUUACAUAUAUUUCCGCUACCUUUCAUUACUUGUUUGACGAUGAAGAACAAUGCGGGUGUUGGACAAAAACCAGCAGAGGUGUUUGGCUCACCAGAGGGUACUCUUUUUUCCUUUUCUUUUUUUACCUUUUAAUCUGUUGCUUGGUUCUAAGGCGAUUGUUCAGUAAUAGUAGUAUGCUUGACAAGCAUAUGAGUGGAAUAAUGUUGUGCGCUUUGUUACAAAGUGAUACUGUCUCUGUUUGUGUAUUUUUUAUCCCCUUUCACUCGCUUGGUUCUAUGGUAUUGGAUCAAUAAAAUGUAAUAGUCAUAUGCUUACCAAGCAAAUGACUGAAUAAAAUAGUACUCUUUCUUAAACAAUGUGAAACUAUCUGUGUGUUUUCUUAUUCCGUGGGGGUAAAUGUUCUUUCUAUAUAU
Quercus lobata is the source of this 4491-nucleotide messenger RNA. RefSeq names its product probable disease resistance RPP8-like protein 2. The transcript is spliced from 2 exons. Gene Ontology annotation, biological process: defense response to other organism. Gene Ontology annotation, molecular function: ADP binding. Lineage: Eukaryota; Viridiplantae; Streptophyta; Magnoliopsida; Fagales; Fagaceae. Bases 295 to 4074 code for a protein of 1259 amino acids. The record is from RefSeq and is a predicted model, not a curated record.